AUGGAGACUUCAGUCAGCAAGUUCCUUCUUCUCUCGGCCUUACUAGAGGUCAUAUAUCAACCGGCAUCCACUUUCGGCUGCGCGCUGUUCAAAUCAAACGAUCAACCCUGUGGCCAUAAAAUAAAAGGCAGUCUGGGCCUUGCCAAAGAAGCCUUCAAACAACUAUUUGCUAUCAUUAAAGACACCCAUCGUGUAUUUGACGAGGAUGAUGAUACAUUCAACACGCUCCUCACCCAAUUUGUCGAGAGUUGCGUCUGUCAGAAUCGACACGAACACAAAAGGGAGCACGCCAGAAGCCAAUGGAGAAAGGAACUUUACGAUCAAGAAAAGAGAAGCCGACUGCGGCAAGAGCUGGAAACUAUCCUUUCAAAAUCUCUGGAAGAGCCCAUCCAUUCCACUCCACUAUCGUCAAAGUUCAAGCUCCGCGUGUCUGGCACACCAGCGAGCCCCGAAGAGGACGUGGCACUCAAAGUGGCAGAAAAGGCAUACGAGACCCUGACAGAACAAGAUUCAGAAUCUGGCCGUCUCUAUCUUUUCUCUCUCUCUGGACAAGAGGAUAUGUUCAAGGUUGGAAAGACAAUCGAUAUGAAGAAUCGAUUUUCCUGUCACCGGCGGUGCUAUGGAGACAUCACUAUCUUGAGACACGCAUUUCUUCCCUUUGUUCGCCGAAUCGAACAACUGAUCCUCACCGAGCUCUCCCAGAAGCAUUGCGAGCUCUCAGCGAAAUGCAAAAACUGUGACACGGCUCACAGGGAAUGGAUCCAAAUUGGCAGAGCCGACAUGGAGACUGUCUUUGACAAAUGGGUUGAAUUUGCCCGCGGAGAGAAUGAACCUGCUCUUCGAGAAACUGAGGCUUACGACAAAGAUGGCAAUUUCAACUCCAAAUAUGUGGUGCUACCCCCACCUGCUGGAAACUACAAGUUUUUGUUAUCAACCUCCUUGAAGAAGAGUCGUCGAUCAACUGGAGGCUCGUCACAGAGUUCGCCUUCUAAGCCUGGCCCUGCAAGGUCUGAUAUCAAUUUCAUUGGUGAACGAAUUAGCGUCAUGAGUCUUGGCGACAGCCAGCCUGGGAAAGAUGAUAGUGGCGAAGAUGACGGCCGAGGACACAUCUCGUCUCUUACUACCAGUCUACUUGCUGCACGUAGAAAGUAG
Penicillium nucicola is the source of this 1152-nucleotide messenger RNA. Its product is annotated as GIY-YIG nuclease family protein. The transcript has a single exon. The record is from RefSeq and is a predicted model, not a curated record. Lineage: Eukaryota; Fungi; Ascomycota; Eurotiomycetes; Eurotiales; Aspergillaceae. Bases 1 to 1152 code for a protein of 383 amino acids.